Messenger RNA from Ruditapes philippinarum (Manila clam), 2895 nucleotides. Its product is annotated as transcription initiation protein SPT3 homolog. The transcript is spliced from 15 exons. NCBI's taxonomy places the organism in Eukaryota, Metazoa, Mollusca, Bivalvia, Venerida, Veneridae. Gene Ontology annotation, biological process: transcription by RNA polymerase II. Gene Ontology annotation, molecular function: protein heterodimerization activity; transcription coactivator activity. The record is from RefSeq and is a predicted model, not a curated record. Bases 176 to 1348 code for a protein of 390 amino acids.
ACGAAUUAUUAAAAAUGGCGGCGCCCAUGUACUGAAACGAAAAGGUACAUGUACUCUAAUAUUGCAGUAUUUCUGAUAGAGACAACUAGACAAGAUGACCAAGAUCUGUUUAGAAGACAAACUAAGCUUUAACAGAUGAAAAAAAAGUCUUUGGUUGUCAUAGUAACUGUAAGAGAUGAGUAGCAAAGACCAGACACCAGCAGUGGGUGGAGCAGGGAAGACUGGCUCCGGUCAACAUUGGUUCAUCUCUGAAAUACAACAAAUGAUUCUAAUUAUAAUGGUUGAUUUUCGAAGAGAUAUAACACAGCAUGCUCUAGGUGAUUGCAGACGGCCAUUACAGGAGUCGGCCAUAUUGGUGGAGGAAAUCACGCAGCAGCAAAUGACAACUCUGUUGUAUAAAGCAUCAGAUGUGGCCACUAUGAGAGGUGCUAAACUGAUUGGAGUUGAAGAUAUCCUGUUCUUGAUGAGGAGAGAUAAAGUAAAAUUGCGCCGUCUGCUACGGUAUAUGGAUAUGAAAGAUAUGAAGGCAGCAAUUCAUAGAAGUGCUAGUGUUGAUGAAGAAGAGAGUGCAGAAAAUGCAGAUACAAAACCAGCACAGCCAACCACUGGAAAAAGGAGAAAAGUUUGUUAUGAGUUUCUGUCUACGAUAGAUCAAACAGGUGAGCUCCUUGAUUUGUUUGAGGAUGAGGCACAAGAUGAUGUGAAGUAUGAAAGAUUAUUGAGAGCAGACUUAACAUCAAGAUGUUUGGAUCCAAAACAAUACCUCGAGUUUUGUGAGGCUAGACAAGUUAAUUUUGGAAGGAAACACAAGUCACAGAGGUUUAGAGACUGGUUGCUGACUGGUGUAAAUCUGGAGAUCAAACCUAACCAGCAUGCUAUAGAACUUAUAGGUUACCUGGCAUAUGAAACUGUCGCACAGAUUGUUGAUCUUUCACUGUUGGUGAAGCAGGAUAUGUUAGCGGAUACAGUCGACCCCGUGACUAGAACAUUACCCAGUAUCAGCCAUAAUCUGAACCAGACGUCAGCUAUGAUAUCAGUGAUGGGACAGUCACAAACUAACCCUAACCUUACAUCACCAACUACUAGUCCACCCACUACACCAAUUGGCCAAUCAGCAAGCUCUGCUGCUGGUAAUCAGGCAACUGGGUCUAGCGGUGGAAAAUCAAAACCAAAGAAGAAGAAAAGAUCUAAUUUCCCGCACUCCCUGGAAUCACCAGUAGUAAAAGCAAUACAGCCUUCAGAUAUACUGGAGUCUAUGAGGAGAUACACGGCAUUUGUUGGACCAUUCGCAUCACAACUGAAAUACAAUUCACAAUUGUCACCAAAGCUGAUAACCCUCAGUUGCUGAAUGGAGGUCAUGACUAUGAAACUAGAUAUUUUCCAAUGUUUAUCACUGAAAUUUGGUCUACUUCCAUAGUGUUACUUUAAAAUUUGAUGCAGUUAGCAACAGUAUUUUAAAUACAUUGCAAGGAAGAUGGUCUGUGGUUCCAUCAAAUAAUGGCAAGAAAGUAAACAGUGGGUAAAUGCAUCUACUUCCUGUGCUAGCAAGAAAUGUAAAGUUGCAAAAAUUCAAAUCACCAGUGAGGAAAACAUAUUAGUAUAUUUCCUUUAUAUCGUACUGAUUUGAAUAAUUUAGUAGCACAUGUCUGUGCUCAGAAAUAACCAUAAAUAUAGGCAAUCUUUAUAGAGUAUCUAUAAAGAAAAUUGCAAAUCAUUAGUGAUGAAAACGGCAAGGUACUUCCUGUACUUGAAGAAAUGUUAAAUUAAAGAAUACAACCUUGAAGAGUCCUAUGUGAGAAAAACUGUAAUGUACAUUGUAACAUUUAAUACCACAUGUGUUCAGACAAUAAGUUGCAAAUGCAGACAACAUUCUCUAUAUACAUGUAUGUUAUUUUGUUCAAUGUCUGGCAUUGAUUUUUUACUGCAGACAAUAUUGAAACAAUAGAUCAUUGCCAUGUAAUUGUCUUGCUAUAAUACAAAGAUAGUGUUUUAUCUGUUUGAGCAAUAAUAUAUAUAUAUAUAUAUAUAUAUAUAUAUAUAUAUAUAUAUAUAUAUAUAUAUAUAUAUAUAUAUAUAUAUAUAAACAGUAUUUCAGCAUACUUUGUAUUGAAGAAAUUACAAAUAUAAAUUUUGUACAUUAGAAUUCAACUAUGAGGUAACUGAAUAACGUCAUACUUAAUAUUACCAUGAGGAAGAUGAUUAUAACCAUGAGUUAACUGAUGACACCAUAAGUUAACAGAAUAUUACUGUGAGAUGAUCAGAUGAAGAUUGCUGUUAUUGGAGUUUGAAUAUGGCUACACAGAUAAUGAUGAAUAUAAUUUUGUUAAGUUUUGAUAUGCUAACAUAUUGAAACUAUUUUUUCAUAAAACAAAUUGUAAAUAAAAUUAGCUGUUAAUAAAAAGAAAUUUCUCUUUAAAUUUACCCAUUCAUAUCUUAAACAGUCUUUGUUUACAGGCACCUUCAACCUUACUGUAAGAUAUAGAUUUCUUUUCUUCAGACAUUGAGAACUUUAAAUUCAUGUAAACUUGACUCUGUUAGUGUAUGGGGUUCAAUAAAGAUAUCUCAGUGUAUUAUUUCUUAGUAGAACCACUGAGCUAGGUUGUUACUUCACAUGAUCACUAAAAGUAUAAAUUUUCCAGAGUGAGAUAUGACAUUGUUGAAGACAAAGUAGAUAAUUUCAAGUUGGUGUCUUUUGUCUUAAAGACGUUGAGGCAGCACAUCUGUCAGAGGUAGCCAAAUCUACAGACCAAAUGCUUCAGUCUGUGCACCACAUGUCCUCCUACAAAGCUCUACCCCAAAAUUUUGAUUUUGUUCUUAUUUUUCAACCUUACUACAUUUCCAUCAAAUGUUUCUUUCUGUGAAAUGUCACAUUCUUCUGUGUUCUUCCUAUUAAAU